AUGGCUACACUCCGCCGUGACCGCGUCGAGCACGCGUUGAACGAGCUGCUGGUGCGCAUCGUGCCCGAGGACCCCAACGACGACGACGAGACGGCCAACCAGCGCUUUGAAGAUGCCUUUGACUUUGCCAUUGACGAGCUCACGUCGGCAGGCGACCCCUCGCUGGUGCCGGACAUGCAUCAUAUCGCCAGCCUGAUGGAGCGCAAGGUCGCGGGCCCGCGGAAUGACCAGCACAAGAGCGCUCGUCUGCACAACCUCCUCUCGCGCCUCGAGACGCAGGAGGUCCUGGACCAGAAAUGGCGCAUGCUCUACUUCCUCUACAAGCUGUCGGAAAAGGGCGAGCCUGUGCCCGACGCGCCCGUCCGCCAGGAUCCCCGCAGCUUCCCCCGCGAGCCCACGACGCCUUCCAAGCGCGCCUCGGCCGCCGCCUUCCAGGACGCCUUUGCAAAGCCCGGCCUCGCCCAGGUGCCAGUCAAUGCCGGCUCGCCCAAGGCCUCGACGCGCCCCCCGUCCAUCGCCGAGAAGCCCGACAAGCGCCGCGACCGGCGCUCGCAGGACACGACCAAGGAGCAGCACGCCAGCCGAAGCCAUGCCGAAAAGGUUGACAUGGGCCCGUCCGAGCCGACGCUGCUGCGCGAGCUCCCCUUCACCCUGCAGGGCUACUCGUCGGCCAAUCUCGCCUUCCCAUCGUCGACCGCCCUCAAGCUCCCACCCACCCUGCCCGUGCCCAUCGUCGGCCUGCUGCACACCCUCGCCGAGCCUGCCAUACUGUACAAGGGCCUGGCUGAGUUUGUCGAGGCAAGCAAUGGCGGCCUGAUCGAGCAGAGUUUCCGCGCCGCCUUGGCCAAGGAGCUGCGCGCGUACCUGGGCCUAGUCGCCACGCUGGAAGGCCAGAUCAAGAGAGCCCUGGCUCAGUCGGGCGAGGGUUCGGCGCACCAGGGCGUGGGCAAGGCCGGCGUCACGCUCAAACGAUGCGUCAUAUGGAUCAGAGAGCCGACCAUGGGCCUGCGCCUCAUGAGUCUGAUGGUCGAAGAAUCAAAGACCAAGAAGGGUGGCGAGCUGAUUACCCUCAUCCACUCCUUCUCACUCAACCACGGAGACCCCUAUGUGAUGAGCUUUGCCGAGCGCCUCCUCUCCGAUGUCACCCGCCCAUUCUACGACAUGCUCAGGCAAUGGGUUUACGAUGGUGAGCUCGCCGAUCCCUUCGGAGAGUUCUUUGUCUCGGAGCAGAGCGAAGACGAGAUCAUCGAAGCCAACGGUAACGAGGGCAAGGGCGGCGCCACAAGUGUGUGGGAAGACAAGUACAGGCUGAAUGACAAGAUGGUCCCCACAGUUGUUACAGAGGACUUUGCCAAGAAGGUCUUUCUGAUUGGCAAGACGCUCAACUUUAUUCGCUACGGCUGUGGAGAUGCUGCCUGGGUUGACACGUAUUCCAAAGAAGCUUCCAAAGAGCUGCAAUAUGGUGACACCGCCAACCUGGAGAGGUCCAUUGGCGACGCCUAUAAAACCACCAUGGCCCGCCUUAUUGACCUCAUGGCAAACAAGUUCAAGCUGUUUGACCACUUGCAAGCGCUGAAGAAGUACAUGCUGCUUGGUGCAGGCGACUUCAUAGCUGUCCUCAUGGAGUCUCUAUCUUCCAACCUCGACCGCCCAGCCAACACCCAGUAUCGACACACGCUCACCGCACAACUCGAACAUGCCGUCAGAAACUCCAAUGCCCAGUUCGACACAUCAGACGUUCUUCGCCGACUUGACUCCCGCAUGUUGGAACUUUCGCAUGGUGAAAUUGGGUGGGACGUCUUUACACUCGAGUACAAAAUCGAUGCACCCGUAGACGUCAUCGUGACUCCCUUCGGCUCCAAGCAAUAUCUAAAAGUCUUCAACUUCCUAUGGAGAGUGAAGCGUGUCGAAUUUGCUCUCGGCUCUACGUGGCGUCGCUGCAUGACUGGUGCUCGUGGUGUUCUGGGUACUGUAUCUGACAAGAUGGGGUCGGACUGGAAAAAAGCCCGGUGUGCAAUGGCAGAAAUGAUCCACUUCGUCAACCAGUUACAGCACUACAUUCUCUUUGAAGUCAUUGAAUCCUCAUGGAUCGAUCUGCAGAGAGCACUGAAUAAGCCAGAGAGUACCCUGGACGACAUGAUUGAAGCCCACGCAAAGUACCUCAACAACAUCACCAGGAAAGGUCUCCUUGGAAGCUCUAGCAUAGAUUUCACGGGGCAAUUGCACGAGUUGCUCAAGACUAUGCUGGCAUACAAGGACGCGGUAGACGGCCUCUACUCUUGCUCAGUCGCAGAGUUCACUCGAAGACAGGAACAUGCUGCCAAGAUCGAGACACGAACCGCAGCCGGUAGAUGGGGUCUUUCUGAGAAGGACAUGCAUGGUGGCUCAUCCUCGGACUCUGUUUCGCGGUCGCGCGCCGCAUCCACUAACCAGGAUCCCGAUUCGUCUUUCCCACCACCACUGUUGAAGAUGGGCAUGGCUGGGUCUGCCGAGGAUGACGUACUGCCGGCACUUCAGAAGCGCCUGGGGAACCUGACGGACGAUUUCAAGGCGCGGAUCAGUAUUCUCUUGGGUGAUUUGGUGCAUUCUCCUGAUGGCGAGCUGAAGAUGUUGGCCGUCAACAUCAACUUCAACGAUUUUUACAAGCCCGAGCGAAGACGAAGAAAAGGAUCGCAAAGACGCGAAAAGGAAAAGGAGACACCAAAAGUUGCUUCGGCUGCAGCGUAA
Exserohilum turcica Et28A is the source of this 2727-nucleotide messenger RNA. RefSeq lists its product as uncharacterized. Gene Ontology annotation, biological process: mitotic cell cycle; meiotic cell cycle; spindle assembly. The record is from RefSeq and is a predicted model, not a curated record. Gene Ontology annotation, cellular component: centrosome; spindle pole; mitotic spindle pole body. The transcript has 2 exons. Gene Ontology annotation, molecular function: microtubule minus-end binding; gamma-tubulin binding. Bases 1 to 2727 code for a protein of 908 amino acids. NCBI's taxonomy places the organism in Eukaryota, Fungi, Ascomycota, Dothideomycetes, Pleosporales, Pleosporaceae.